Triticum dicoccoides is the source of this 794-nucleotide messenger RNA. RefSeq lists its product as uncharacterized. The record is from RefSeq and is a predicted model, not a curated record. NCBI's taxonomy places the organism in Eukaryota, Viridiplantae, Streptophyta, Magnoliopsida, Poales, Poaceae. The transcript has 2 exons. The coding region runs from base 55 to 501 and encodes 148 amino acids.
GAGAGAGAUAUAGAUAAAGAGGUUGAUCCAAGUGCACUGCUGAUAGAUACAACAAUGUUCGAUGAGACAAAUCCAAUAAUGGAGUGGCUGAAUGAGGAUGAAGAGGAUCCAAUUUUGGAUGGAGCCGAUGCGGCCAGUGCUGUUUUUGAGAAAAUAAGGCGCCUCAACUCAGGCAGGAAGGAUUCUUAUGUUGGUACAAAGGCUAAUAAGAAGAAAAGAAAGAGGAAUCAUGAUGAGGAGAAUGAGUAUGUCGAAACUGACAGUGAGGAUGACGACAACGAGAAUGAAUAUGUUGAUAAUGAGAGUGAGGAUGAUGAUGGGGUGAGUGAGGAUGAUGAGGAUGAUCAACAAGAUCAACAAGAAACACAAAUGCAAGUGGAAGAAGAGACACAAGUACAAGUUGAAAAGGAGACACAAGCAAGCAUUGGCAAUUUGGAGACUCGUAGAUCUGGACGACUUGUUAGGAAGAAGACCAAGGAAGUCAACAGCCUCUACUCGUAGAUUUGCUGGAGCUUGGAGCAUGAUGCUAGUUGGAGGCUUGGAGCAUGGAAGCUGGAGCUUUUUCAAUGGAACAAGACCUCCCCGUCCAUGCUUUCAUGGAUUUCUUUUGGAGUUGUUGUUCGUUGUGAUGCUUUGAUGGUUGUCUUUUGGAGCUGUUUCUAUGUGAAAUCCUUUAAAUUCCUAGAGUUGGUUGUACUGAAGUAUUUAAACUUUGAACUAUGAUGUGAUGGUUGUGGACUGUAAGUUUAGAACUAAUGUGCGUGAGGGUCAUAUUGGACUGACGCUCUUAUAUU